Molecule: messenger RNA, 1710 nt
Organism: Stylophora pistillata
Lineage: Eukaryota; Metazoa; Cnidaria; Anthozoa; Scleractinia; Pocilloporidae
Product: kelch-like protein 40
Molecular function (GO): protein binding
Source: RefSeq, a predicted model, not a curated record
AUGAAUUUGUCCGAUCAAGCCGAGUCUGAAUCGCCUAAAACUGUGUCAGUGAUAGUUCAGGAUGGAAAGGAAUUCAAGACGCACAGACAUGUUCUUUCCGAGGCAAGUCACUUCUUUGAAAAACUCCUCACCAGCAACAUGAAAGAAAAUAACGAAGGAGUAAUUCGAUUGGAAUACUUCACGGAGUCGCUGAUGAAAGAUGUUCUCGAGUUUAUUCACACUGGAAAUGUUUGCAUUUCGACAGGUGGAAAUGCCGCAGAGCUCAUUGCAGCGGCAGAUUACCUGUGUCUCUCCAAGCUCAAGUCGUUUGCUGGGAAAUUCAUCGAGCAGACCAUGUCCUCUUCAAACUGCGUUUCGACUUACUUCAUGGCUGAGAAAUUCUAUCAUUCCGAGCUGUUGGACAGCGCGCGGAAGUUCAUCUUAUCAAAUUUUGCCAGAGUCGCACAAACAAAAAAUUUCCCUCGUUUACCGAGUCACGAAGUUGAACAAUUAGUGUCCAGCGACGAUGUCGUAAUCAAUUCAGAGGAAGACGUUUUUAAAGCAAUUAUAAAGUGGACUAUUCACAAGAAAAGUGAAAGAAGCAAAGAAUUCUGUAAUCUCUUCCGUCACGUUCGCUUGACCCUUCUUUCGCGUGACUUUUUACUGAAUGAUGUCGUGACAAACGAAAUUGUGACAGGAAGUGAAGAGUGUCUCGGUAGCGCGACUCACGCGUUAGCUUGGAUGGAUCGUGCAGCCUAUGGUGACCUUUCAAGAUCGUUUCCUCCGCGAAAGGCACUCGAGAAGUGUGUCAUCGCAAUUUGCAGAAAGCAUGAGCCUUUAGAGAACCCUCUUUUUUACCUUCCCAAAAAGGGUGAUAUUUUUCGCUUGCAGGGUAUGGCCAAAACUGACUGUGUACCUGAACAUGUUUUCUCAUGCCGGGGGAAACUAUUUUUCAUUUCCAAAGAAAUUGAUAAAUCGCAAUAUUAUGACCCAGAUUUUAACUGCUGGCAUGCAGCACCCUGGACAAAAACCGAUUCAGAAAUUAACUGGCUGCACUGGCGAGUAAUGGGUAGACCAGUUCGUCGCAAAGUAGUAGUCGUUCAGAACGAAAUUUGUUUCAUUGAGGAAGAUCUAGAUGAAGUAUCAAGCUGUCUCUGGAAAUUCAACCUGGACACGAAUUCCACGAGUUGCACGAAGGACUGGCUAGAAACAACAAGAAUUUGUGCCGUAACAGUGGGCAAGUACAUUUAUGUUAUAGGUGGGGCUAGAGACAUAAAUAUUAUCGCACAAUGUUCAAAGUUUGACGCCGCGGAAAACAAAUGGGAGAAGUUGGCGAAUUUAAACAUGGCGAGGUUUGAUGCCCUUGGAGUUGGAACACAAGAAAAGAUUUACGUCGCUGGAGGGUGGCUGGACUUCGACGAGUGUACCAACACGUGUGAAGUUUACUACGAGUUUACAGAUGAAUGGCACUCGAUGGGUCGAUUAACAGUUUUCCGGCCUUUUGGAAACAUGGUGUUAAUUGAUAAUUCUUUGUACGCGCUGGGUGGUGCUUUGCAUGAGUUUUUCGGAAAUGUAUGGUCAAUUGAGGGCUACGACCACGAAAAAGAUGAGUGGAUAGAAAAGGAACGUACCCUCUUUGUUGAAAAUAUUACGCAGUACAAAGCGUCUUCCUUUACAUAUUUGAAAAAUGGGUCAAUCAAGUUGAAACGUUACAAAGGUAUCUUUCAAUGA